Messenger RNA from Ctenocephalides felis (cat flea), 1005 nucleotides. RefSeq lists its product as uncharacterized. The transcript has 7 exons. The record is from RefSeq and is a predicted model, not a curated record. NCBI's taxonomy places the organism in Eukaryota, Metazoa, Arthropoda, Insecta, Siphonaptera, Pulicidae. Bases 1 to 1005 code for a protein of 334 amino acids.
AUGAAUAAUAGUAAUGAAUCAUCUCCGUAUUGGGCGUCAAAUGAAUUUUUUACAAAGAUUGUCAAAAAAUUAAAUAGUGAUGCAUCUGUGAUAGGUUUUCGAAUUUGGUUAGCUACUGCUAAAGGUGAUAAUUAUUUAAGUGAAUUAUAUAGAGCUGAAAUCGAAUAUGAAACUGAAAGAAAAACUAAAAAAGUAACUUUGGUUAUAAAAAUAAUGCCUGAAGGAAAUCAAUCAGAAGAAUUUGUUAGAGAAAUGGGAGUCUUUCCAAAGGAAAUUUCUAUGUACACCAAGGUGUUACCAAAAUUGAGCAAAAUUUUAUAUGGCGUUGGUAUUAAUACCGAAUUAUCCUCAAAAUGCAUAAAAUCAUUGGAUAUGAAGCCUACUGGUAUAGUUAUGACCGAUUUGGCAAUAGGUGGUUACAAAAUGGGAAAAAGGACAAAAGGCCUAGAUAUUACACAUUCUACUUUACUUAUGGACAAAAUUGCACAUAUGCAUGCUGCAUCCAUUGUCAUGGAGCUAAAGGAUCCUCAUUCAGUUGAUGAUUACACAUUAGGUUUUAUACAAACAGAAUCUGAAGACCAUCUGAUGAAUCAAUUGUUGUUAAAAGCUCUGGUGGAGCUUUCAGAAGCUACAUCAAUUUGGGAUGGCUAUCAAAAAUAUUCAAAAAAAUUAUAUAAUAUGAAGGAUACAAUUAUUCAAAGAGCAAUGGCUUCAACUAAAAUGCGUCCUGGCUGUAUAAAUGUAUUAAAUCAUGGUGAUUUGUGGACCAACAACAUGCUAUUUAAAUAUGAUCAAAAUAAUGAACCUACGGAUGUUGUUUUUGUGGAUUUUCAAUUAUCUAUUUGGUCUUCAUUAGGAAUAGAUCUGAAUUAUUUCUUACAUACAAGUGUACAAUAUGAAAUUAUGAAUAAGAAAGAUUACUUGAUCGAAAGAUAUCACAAAACUUUGCCAUCCCAAAUUGAUGUAGCUUCUGAAAGCUCCACCAGCGCUUUUAACAGCAAUUGA